Molecule: messenger RNA, 6795 nt
Organism: Lemur catta (Ring-tailed lemur)
Lineage: Eukaryota; Metazoa; Chordata; Mammalia; Primates; Lemuridae
Gene: FAM168A
Product: family with sequence similarity 168 member A
Exons: 8
Coding region: 328-1035 (235 amino acids)
Biological process (GO): positive regulation of base-excision repair
Source: RefSeq, a predicted model, not a curated record
UGUCGCGGUGCCGCGCCGGCUCCUCCUUCCCCGUCCUUCUCAGCGGUCCCCCGCCUCCUCCCUCCUUCCCCUCCUCCCUCGCCCGCAGCCGAGCGUCCCCUCCCCCCACCCGUCGGGCUCCUCGGCGGCUACUGCAGAGGAUUCAGAACCGAGUCGCUGAGGAGGAGGAGGCUCCCGUCCCUGCGCGCCAUCCGCCACCCUACUGGACACGGGCGAAGGAGCAAGAGCGUCGCAGCUGUAGCUUCCACAGAAGACAAGGACAUCGUCGCCUCAGCCGCCGCCGCCGUUUUCGCUUGCAGCUGCUCGCCGGAUCCUCAGUCUUCCACAAUGAACCCUGUUUACAGCCCCGUGCAACCUGGGGCUCCUUAUGGCAACCCGAAGAACAUGGCCUACACGGGUUACCCCACAGCCUACCCGGCAGCGGCCCCUGCCUACAAUCCCAGCCUGUACCCCACCAAUAGCCCCAGUUAUGCUCCAGCAACUCUGCUGAUGAAACAGGCCUGGCCACAGAACUCGUCUUCCUGUGGCACUGAAGGCACCUUCCACCUCCCAGUGGACACCGGGACCGAGAACCGAACUUACCAAGCAUCCUCUGCGGCUUUCAGAUAUACUGCGGGGACACCAUACAAGGUCCCACCGACUCAGAGUAAUACUGCUCCGCCCCCCUACUCCCCAUCACCCAACCCCUAUCAGACGGCCAUGUAUCCAAUCAGAAGUGCCUAUCCCCAGCAGAAUCUCUAUGCCCAGGGAGCCUACUACACACAGCCGGUGUACGCUGCCCAGCCCCACGUCAUCCACCACACCACGGUUGUCCAGCCCAACAGCAUUCCUUCCGCCAUCUACCCGGCUCCUGUUGCCGCUCCCAGGACCAAUGGCGUGGCCAUGGGCAUGGUGGCAGGCACUACCAUGGCAAUGUCAGCAGGUACCCUGCUGACUACACCCCAGCACACCGCAAUUGGGGCACACCCUGUCUCCAUGCCCACGUACAGGGCCCAAGGAACCCCUGCGUACAGCUACGUGCCCCCGCACUGGUAAAGCCUGCAGCCCAUCCAGAUCUGGAGUCACACAUUGUAUGCAACUACUCAAGUCUUACACCGGUGCUGGAGCAGUUCCCUAGCAGCACCACCUCUAUUUGCAAGAAAAGACAACGGAAGUGCAAGGGUCACUUUAUGCAUCUUUAAUGGUUUUAGUUUUUAUUUUUUGGUUUUUGUAAAAGCUGCUUUUUCUAAUCUCCUGCCUCUCCCCCACCUCUCUUAGCCGCUGCCCUUCUAGCUCUAUCCCCUCCUCCUACCUGACCAGGCCACGGUCCUCUCUGCUCUUCUUUUCUUCUGUAAGCAUCCUGUCCCCGGGGAUCCCCGUCUCGUGGCACGCAGAGAGUGGGGUUUAUUGCAGUGGUUCAGCUGAAAUCUCAGUUUUAUAUGAAGAACAUAAACAGAUGUGGCCCUCAGUCUAGGGUGGGAACUCAGAGCUGUUGAGCAGGCCACAUCUCUAGGGAAUUGUUCUUUUUUUGUUUUUUCUUAAGCAAGAUUAAUUCAGGACAUUACCAUGUCCUGACACAAAUGAAACGUCUUCUGAAAACCAUCGCAACAGACCAAGAACAAAACCACCUGAUUAUGUAGGAGUGGCAUUAGCAGCUUAACACCCCAGGCUGAGAACCUGGGGAAACCAGAGUCUUUCUUUGGGAGAAUUUGGGGGAUGGAGGGAGGGCACUGUUGGGAAGGAGAGGGAAGAGGAGAGGUGCUUGCCUGACAGCUUUGGUUUGAAAUAAGGUUUGGGCCCAGAUUGUCUGGGCCUGGACCUUCUGAUUUGCACAGUGAUGUUAACUGACCUGGCACUUCCCCAAAAGGUGAUUUUUGACCUCAGACCUGCCAAGCAGCUGCAGUGUGCUGGGACCCAGCAUCCUGAGGCCUUGGAAGGCCAGGUGCCCUGUGUAAUCCAGACCUUGGCCUCCGAACUGUCAUGAACCCACUCUGAUAAGGAGCUUUCUCCUGAUUAGAGUGGGAAUCUAGGGCAUUUCUCUCCCUUUCCCUUCUGCCCUUCCCAGUGCCAAGGCUCACCCGUCUGUAGGGCUGGCAGGCAGGCCAAGCUCUUGGUUACCUUGUGCCACUCAUGGCCAAAGUGAAGGAACCACAUUCCAGGUGGGUGCUGGCGGCUCUGAAGGUCAAGAUAGUGAAGGAAAAGCAAUAGCAAUAAACAUUUCAUAGACUCAUGGAACUGAAGGGACCUUAGCAAUCAUCUCAUCCAUUCCCCUAUUUGACAGAUGAGGAAACUGAGGCCCAGAGAAGAGGAAAAGAGUUCCCCAGACCUCGCAGUAAAUUAGCAUUAAAUGCAGCCUUCCUACCUAGUGGCAUGUUGCCUACAAAAAUUUACCUAGGAAUGGAUUGGCUUGGUUUUGUAAAAAUUAGGUCAGCAGCGCCCACACCUGGUGAGCUCUGGAACAGUCUCUGGGCUCUUGUUUCUGCUCUUUUCCUCCACGGACUCCAAAGGCGGGGGUUGAAGACUGGGCAGAGGCCACAUGGGGGCAAAUGGCAGGAACAGAAAUUGCAAAUGAAGAAAUAGCAUUUGGAAAUUCUGUGAAGACAUCUGGAACUUUCGUCCUGUGCCUGACUUCACCUCUAGGAAAUGAAGCAGGUGGGCUGGCCGAAAAGGAGAGGCCAUGCUUUUCGGGCAGUAGCGCCUCAUCCUGAGAGGAGAGGAAGAGAAGGAGGAGAGUGGGAGUCACCAGGAAAGGAGGACGAGGAUGAGGCUCAGGAGACAUAGGCUCGUCUGGGAGAAGAGGGACCCCUGGGACAAGGAGGCCCCUGCUAGUCUCAGCCAGGAGCCUGGAUUGCCCAGCACUACCCUCCUGCACCCAGCACCUGGCUGGGCCAGCAGCCCCUCUGGGCAUAGGGCAGGAAUAUUUUACUAUACAAAAUGGGAUCACUGACAACAUUUGGGACUUUUAAAUAACUAUUUUCAUUUUAAAUUCAUGCAAACUUGGAUAUACCCUUCCCCCUGCCUCCCAUGUCUCCCUAAACAAGGAAAAGUAUCAGGAAGCCCUUGGGCUGGAAGGACCUCAGAAGCUCUCUAGCUGCUCCCAGGAGGGCAAAGCCCAUCAGCAUCCUUGUCGCAGAGCCAGGAGUUUGGGGCCCACCUUCCUGGGCUUCCAGGGAACUUCAGGACCAGUAAGAAAAAAUCCUACUGCUCUAAAUCAUCUGUUCUGGGGUGCUGAUGAGGUUUCAUUUUAAAACCACAAAGUUUUCCAGUGUUAAUCCAUUUUUGCAAAUGCCUCCCACCCUCUUUGGUUUUGUAAAGGUGGGUGAAGGUUGUUCUAGAUCAUGUCAUGCGUGUUUGAAAAAUGCCAAAAUAAUAAUAAUGAUAAUAGGAAACCUUUGCAUUUGUCAGGUGCAUCAUAGAUUUCAAAGCACUUCACAGCUUUUAAUUUACAGGCCCUGAGAGAGACAGGGUCAGAGUUAUUACACCCGAGUGACAAAUGAGGAAACAGCUUACAGAAGGAAAGGGAACAGACCACAGCAGAAUACUGGUCUCCUGCCAGGCUUCCCCGAAUCCUGCUGCCUCCAGGUGGGCUGGGGUAGAAUCACAGAGAGGAAGAAAGAAAAGAAGGAGACCGAGGAAUGACCUUGUAACUUUUGUUCUUUCUACACCAUUAAGUAAAAUUAACAUCUGGACCUCACAGUUCAUAGAGCAGUUUCAAAUAUAUCAUCUGUUUUAACCCUGUGAAAUAGAGAUUAUUCCUCCCAUUUGACCCGCGAGGAAACCGAGGCUCAGAAAAGUGUCUUGCUAAUAAGUGACAGAGCUACUUUAAUUCUAGGCUUUCACCUCUUUCCCCGCCAGUCUGACCUCACAUAGGCUCAUGUACUGAAGCAUCUGUGCUCUGCGCCCUGUCUUACCCUGUGUAAUUCAAGAGCAAAGGGAGGUCUCAAGGUGGAAAUAAGGCACGGACAGGCUGUGGUCUGGGAGAGCCCAGGCCCAGCACCCCUUUUCAGCAUGAGCACGAGCCCCAGUUCAGCUGGCCUCACCCUCUUGCUUUGAUGGAGAUCCACAAGCCUGGCCAAGCUUGGUGAGUCACUGCAAAGGGACAGAGCCCAGCAGAGCAGGGGCAGUCGGGUGUCUUUGGUAGGAUGAGCACAGCUUUUGGUAAGGUCACAGGUGUCUGGUGGAAGGUGCCAUAGGUAUUAUCCAAAGAUUCUGGAUGUCCCAGUGGUCAAGCUGGACAGAAGAUCAGAGCUGGGAGGGCCCUCUCAUUGUAGGAAGGCAAGCAAGCCAGAGAGGACAAGGGAUGUGUCUGUGUGACAUAGUGAACUCUAGCACUGGCACCAGCAUGCAAACCCCUAUCUCAUUCCCACUGCCUCUCCCCAGGUGCAACACCGUGGUGGCCAGUGUCAGGGGUACAGGUGGUUCCAGUCACCAGCCAACCCUCUUGGCUUCCCCCACUUCUACCUUACUCCCCCUCCUCACCAGCCUGGGACCCAGGAAUUUUGAGUCUAGAAGGUAGAUUGCCCCCAGGCAGUGAAAGCCUGAAAUAUAAUCUUUUGCCACGUUUUGAAAAAAAUACAUAUUUAAUUUCUUCCCCAUGAGAUAGAACAGUUGCCGUUCCUUCUCUUCCUUUCCUGGCAAUGACCCUAAAGUGCAUAUCCCCUUCCCUGAAUAUUCAGCAGGAACACACACACCUCUCCAGAGCUUUUUUGAUGUGCAAGGUACUCUGACAUGGAUUGCCAAAAUCCAGAUUUUAUAGAUGCAAAAACUAAGGCUCAGAAGGCUUAAGAGACUUGCCAAGGUCACACAGCUAAGGGAAAGAGCCAAAUUUUAACUCUUCAAAUCUGCUCUUUCUGCUGCCACCUGCUGGGUCUCUGAGUGGCAAGCAUGAAGGGAGGGGCUGCCUGUCUGUCCCCAAACAGAAGACUGUAUGGAGACCUGGGAAGCUCAGUCCUCUUAGCUGAGCAGACUUUUAUGAAUUAUUGCUUUAGACGGGGCCUGUGGGGACCCAGAGGCAAAUCCCGCUGGCAGCACAGGGAGAAUGAGAAUUUGCAACAAAAGGCUUAACUUGGACAAAACACUUUGGGGUCAUGUUGCCCAGGAUGCUCAGGACAUGUUCAAGGGCAGAUGAGGCAUCUUUCUGUUGAAGACCCAUGUCCCUGGGAAGCCCAUGCAUCCCGGCUUUCUGACCCCUGAGAAUCUGCCCACUGCCCAGAUCCAGUGAGUUGGCACUUCCAGGGGACCCAGUGUAGCCCUGAAUAGCCAAAAGCAUAUGGACUAAAGCCCCUGGACUUGCUUUUCCCACGGGUGAGAACUGGGACCUAGAGACUCUGAGCCUGUAGGCUCCGUGCAUACUAAUGCUUACCCCUGGCCACCCAAAUUGUUCCAAAUUUGAGGUAUCCCACUCCCAGAGAUCUAGGGUACUUCUUUGGAGGGCUUGCUUUGUUCUGAAUGGCUUUGAGAAAUAAAUCAUAUGGAGCAUAAAAGUAGGACAGGCCCCUUGGUCACUAAGUUCUAGCAUCCUCAUUGUGCAGACAGGACUCAUCCAGGGUUCUGGUGACGCACUGCAUGUCAGAUUCCUCAGCCCUGCCCUGGGCCCUGUGGUCUUCAUCACAGCAUUCUGGCUGGACCGGUCAUUUCUGUAUCACCACGGCAUUCCUCCUCAGCUGCAGCUGAGUGAAGUAUGUGGAAGCUCUGUCCUCUCAUCCCACUGGUGAGCAGCCCCAGCUGCUUGCCAAGCUUGAGAAUCAGGGGCAGGUUGUGUAGUGGAUGGGGCAGGUGGAAAGCAGGCUUCCUGUCACUGUGCAGCCCCCAGGGCCAGACCCCCACUCACAGUGGAGGAACCCUGCCUGGCUAACUGGUCAGAUUCCACACCUGAGCCUCUGAGCGCUCAGGCUCCCAUGGGCAUGCCAGGCUGGCUGCAGGGUUUGUCCUUAACUUGUCCAUGUCCCCCUCUCCUAGAAAACUCCUUGUUUUUGAAAUUAGGCAUUACAUGGUUCCAGGGCCCAGCCUUCAAAAUUCCUGGCAGGCCAACUUCAACAUUCCACGGCCAACCUUGUCUGAGCCAGACUUGGGUCCCACUCCCUCAAUUUCUCCAGUGGGUAUUUUCUAUCUUGCAUGCUGUUGAGUCCAACCCAAAGGCCAACCGACUGGCUGCCACAAAGCCAGAAAGGGACCCGACAGCACUUGCUUCCUUAUGGCUGCAUCGAUAGUCCUGGCUAUCCUUGCUGUGGCAGUGAGGCCCUGUUCCCAUUCCAGCCCGACAGGGGGGAUUUUCCUUCCUGAAGAGAACCGAUAUAACAGCUCUGCAGAUAAGUACCAGCCCACAGGAAUCAAAUGGGUGAAAUCAGCUUUGGGCCUGACCCCAGCAAGACCAGCAUCUCCAGGCUCCAGCCUUCUUCCUCAGGCCUAAGAGAGUCAGGGAAAGGGUGGGACUGGCCAAGAAACCUCCUGGGGUCAGCCAGACUGUCUGGAUCUUUGGUGUAACUCAAGCUCCUCCUUACCCACGGGUAGGUAAGGCCAGGCCUCUAGCAACAUGGAGUUGUCUGUACUGAUCAUUAAGGGCCCGAGGGCCUGUCCCCAUCCUGACUUCAAGGCAUCUGCAUCCCUGUUUCAUAUCACAUGACAGAGAAACCUGUUCUCAUAGCAUGUAACAUCCCUGUGAAGAGAGCGUUGUAUAUGAUUUUGUAUUUUUUAAUUCAUUUUAAUCUACAGGUUGGAAUCUAAUUUUUAAAUUUUAUUGGAACUCACAUUUUAAAAAGAAAUAAACAUUUAAAAUAAUAAUAAUAAUAAUAAUAAACCUUUGACCGGUGUCUUCCA